AUGAAUUUUUGCCGAAUUUGCAUCCCGCAUCAAUUUCGGCUGGCCCCAAAAAUCAUUCGUCAUUCUCUACUAGCGCCUACCACGAAUGGCCCUUCCGAAGCUGGACGUGAACGUCAGAGAGCUGCACAAGGACAUCUCUCGGCACGGGCGUUCUACAAAAGCCUGCCGCGCCAGCUCGCCUUGCCGAGGGGCCGCCAGCAAGCGGCCGACAAAUUCACGGGCGAGUUGCGGGACCUCAAGCCCGAGAACAAGGAGGAGCGGCCCACCACGAGGGCCUGCCGCCACCCCCGCCCGCCGCCCGCUCGUCGCCUGCCGCCCGCCCGUCGCCCGCCGCCCGCCCGCCGCCCGCCGCCCAGCUCGCCUCCCCAAGAGGCCGCCAGCAAGCGGUACGUGACUAAAGCGGACAAGUUCACGGGCGAGCUGCAAGAGCUCAAGCAUGAAAACAAGGAGCUUCGCGAACGGUUAAUCCGGGGCGGCCCG
Mesorhabditis spiculigera is the source of this 480-nucleotide messenger RNA. The record is from the annotation of a GenBank genome assembly. Lineage: Eukaryota; Metazoa; Nematoda; Chromadorea; Rhabditida; Rhabditidae.